Molecule: messenger RNA, 1406 nt
Organism: Benincasa hispida (wax gourd)
Lineage: Eukaryota; Viridiplantae; Streptophyta; Magnoliopsida; Cucurbitales; Cucurbitaceae
Product: RING/FYVE/PHD zinc finger superfamily protein
Biological process (GO): regulation of transcription by RNA polymerase II
Source: RefSeq, a predicted model, not a curated record
UCAUUCUCCAAUCUCCCCAUUUCAAAAUUUUACCCAAAAAAUUUCCACUUUUUUUCAGUUCGCGGGAACUCUGAAUUCGAAAACCCUAACCCAAAUUCUUACUAAAAUGAGAUUCGUCCCCAAAUUUCCAACCCCAUUCAUUCACCUUCUUCUUCCUUGUUCGAUUGUCGAAACCCCAACUCGAAGUUGCAGAGCAAAAUGGAUUCCCUCCAUGGCUUACCUCCUCUCAAAAGGCUCAGAAUCCUUCAAAAACAGGAAGAAAAUCGGCAAAACGAGGAUCAAUCGCUUGAUUCUUGUUCCCUCCCAGCGAAGAAGCGAAAGGAGUCUCGUGAUUCUUCAUUACUACUCAUCCCUGAGGCUUCUCCUUACUGCUUGCCCACCAAGAAACGAGUGUGGGCUCUUCACCCUGAUUUUCCCCCCGAGUCAUUGGAUCUCAAUGUUGAAUACAAGCCUUCUUUGGAGGAAGAAUCGAUAUCGAAAACAGAACUAGAGAUAGAGAAAAAGGAGAAGGAAGAGGAUAAGGAAAGGGAGGUUUCUGAUGUUGAAAUGGAGAUUCAAGCGACUGAAACAAUCCAAGAUGAAGAGGAAGAUGAUGGGAUUCUCUGUGCGAUUUGUCAAAGCACGGAUGGGGAUCCUUCAGAUCCAAUUGUGUUCUGCGAUGGAUGUGAUUUGAUGGUACACGCUUCAUGUUAUGGUAAUCCUCUUGUGAAGAAUGUACCAGAAGGAGAUUGGUUCUGUAUCCAAUGCUUAGCUUCUUCGUCUUCCAAAACAGAGAAGAAGGUUUCAGAAACUCCAUUUUCAUGCUGUCUCUGUCCUCUGAAAGGAGGGGCUAUGAAGCCGACGAACGAUGGUCGAUGGGCUCAUAUUGUUUGUGGGCUCUAUGUUCCUGAGGUGUUCUUUGAGGACCCAGAUGGGAGAGAAAGGAUUGAUUGCUCGAAGAUUUUGAAGAGGAGAUGGAAUUCCAAAUGUUAUAUCUGCAAAACUUCUAGAGGUUGUGCUAUUGACUGCUCAGAGCCUAAAUGCAGUUUGGCUUUUCAUGUUACUUGUGGGUUGAAGGAGGAUCUUUGUAUUGAAUAUCAAGAAGGAAGAAGAUCUGGUGCUAUUGUAGCUGGGUUCUGCAGAAACCAUACAGACUUGUGGAAGAAGCAACAACUAACAGGGAAAUUCAAGAUUGUGGCUAGAGAUGAAGGUAAGUUGUAGUUGCUGCACAUAGCUGCUGAGAAAUCAGCAAAUCAGCUUGCUCUAAAUUUAGGAUUCAAUGUUUAGAUAAUUAUUUCAGUUAAUGUUUUCUGUCUGUGUAAUUUUGUUGUUAGAAGUAAUAAACUAGUAUUGUAAUUCCUUUUAUCAUAGAAUCCCUAUCAGGAGUUGUUGAAUAGUUGGGUCAAAUCAAUAUGAUUGUUGUAGAA